UAAAGAUAGCAGUUGUGAAAUACCAGUCAGGCGUUAUAUAACAGAUUUUAACCCCGUACUAGUUUGAAAAGUCACCAGUCCGAAAAGAGGACGAAUGGAAAUGGCCACGUUUAAACUGACUGUUUUUGCAGGAUUGCUGACGUUCUGUCUGGUGCACUCGACAGAUGUCGUUGACGAUGUCAGGCUUGCCCAGCUGAUUAAGGAGCGGGAGGUUAGAAGUACAAGUUCUGUUCAGAUAUCAAAGCCGACGCCAACUCGACAUUUUGAGCAUUAUGUACAACUUGAUACCGAGGGUAACUACUGGCUAUUUUGGAGCACCAAUGCCACCCACGUGACCUUUGAGACACACGUGAACACGCAUGGGUACAUUGGUUUUGGAAUCUCCCCGAAUGGAAAGAUGUUCCCUGCUGACGUCAUCGUGGGCGGAGUCAAGGAUGGUCAAACCUACUUCAAGGACUAUCACACUACCCAGCAUGCUCCACCAGUAGUUGACCAAUCACAAGACUGGUUCCUUAUCGCUGGCAAGGAAACUGCAUCCGGGACAAUCCUCACCUUUGUGCGCAAACUCAACACAUGUGAUAGUGUUGGCGACAUGGUCAUUACGGAUGACACCACUAGAAUUAUCUUCUCCUAUAAUCCGGAAGACGUGACGAGUUAUAUCCCCUACCAUGGCGCCACCAGGCGGGGAACAAAGAGCGUCCUGCUGUUGUCUUCGACCUUGACAGCUGACGAUGUCCAUAUCCCCUCCGACACAAUCACUUACGACUUUCUUCACGACAACUACCACCUUCCGUCCGACACCACGACUUAUUUUUGUCGAGCCUUCAAGUUGCCACAAAUGACCAAGAAGCACCACAUGAUCAAGUUCGAACCAAUAGUUACACCUGGAAAUGAGCUGAACGUUCACCACAUACUCAUAUUUAAAUGCGAUAAGCGUGCUGCGGAAUUGGCCUCCUAUGACGGCGCCCACUUCCGGUGUGAAAAAGGUGAGACUGUACCGGAACCCCUUCGUGGGUGCCUCAGCAAGGUGAUAUUGGCGUGGGCCAUUGGGGGAGAGACGUUCUAUUAUCCCCCUACCGCCGGGUACUCCCUCGGGACGGAUGCUGACCCCGACUUCUUUGUCAUGGAGACACACUUCGAUAACCCACUGGCUAAAUCAGAUAUUAUAGACAGCUCCGGAAUCAGGAUCACCAUGACACCGACGCUCCGUACACACGAUGCCGGACUCCUACAGAUCGGAUUGGGUGUUUCACCACUACAACUUGUACCCCCUAUGGAACCCUCCUUCGUCUCCGAAGGAUUCUGUCCUUCGGAACUUCUCGGGAAGGGUGUACCAAAAGAAGGUAUCAACGUGUUUGCUAUGGUACAACACUCCCAUCUUCUGGGAAAAAAAAUGAUAACACGUCACUUCCGGAAUGGGAGAGAACUCGAACCACUGGCUGCCGAUACACAUUACGAUUUCAAUUUCCAAGACAUGCGCUACUUGUCAAAAGAGAAAAAAGUAUAUCCUAUGGACAAAAUCAAUGUGAAAUGUGUUUACGAUUCUCGACACAAACGAGAACCUACACUGGGAGGUCUAUCCACAAACGAGGAAAUGUGCCUGUCGUUCAUAGCGUACUACCCUCGUAUGCACCUAGAUAACUGUCAGAGUUUACCCAUCUAUAACACGAUAUCUAGCAACUUUAACGACGUCAGAUCUAUCCUGAGAUCAUGGAACUGGACAGAUCCGGCAGUAAGGACGAAGUUCCAAUCAGCGCUAGACAACUCCAUUCAUUACCACUUCUCCUCCGGAGACACCGCUGCUGUCAAUGCUAACGUGCAGACAACGGAACAUGCAACAAACUAUCCUUAUGUCAAACCACAGGAUACUAGCUGUCAGAACUUUGCUGGUUCUGUUCCUGGCCUGGCUUUUCUUGGCCGGAAAAAACCUUAUGCUUGUUUUAGAAGGCACCAGUUAGAUAGGAGAAGGAGAGGAAAGAUGGCCACUCUAAAACUAACAGUUUUGGCCGGAUUGUUAGCCGUCUGCUUGGCGCAUGCAACGGAUUCGGUUGACCAUAUUUCUCAACUGAUUAAAGACGGGCAGGUCAGAAGCAAGGGCCCUGUCCAGAUACCGAAACCGACGCCUACCCGCCAUUUUGAGCAUUAUGUCCGGCUCGAUACCACUGGCCAGUUCUGGCUGUUUUGGACCGCCAAUACCACCCACGUGAUCUUUGAGACACACGUGAACACGCAUGGCUACAUUGGUUUUGGAAUCUCCCCGAACGGAAAAAUGUUCCCUGCUGACGUCAUCGUUGGCGGAGUCAAGGACGGUCAGACCUACUUCAAGGACUAUCACACUACUGAGCAUUCCCCGCCAGUAGUUGACCAAUCACAGGACUGGUUCCUCAUCGCUGGCAAGGAAACUGCAUCCGGGACAGUCCUAACCUUUGUGCGCAAACUCAACACCUGUGAUAGUGUUGGUGACAUGGUCAUUACGGAUGACACCACUAGACUUAUCUUCUCCUACAAUCCUGUUGACGUGACGAGUUAUAUCCCCUACCAUGGCGCCACCAGGAGAGGAACAAAGAGCGUCAUGCUGCUGUCUUCAUCGUUGACACCUGAGGACGUCAACUUUCCUUCCGACAUAUCUACGUUCGACUUAGUUCAAGACAAUUACCACGUUCCGAACAGCACCACCACCUACGCAUGUCGAGCCUUCAGGUUACCUCCCCUUACCUCCAAACAUCACAUGAUCAAGUAUGAGCCAGUCAUUACUAAAGGAAAUGAGCUGAACGUGCACCACAUGGUUGUCAACCGUUGUGACAAGCGUGCUGCCGACCUAGCCGCGUACGACGGCGCCGUUUUCCAGUGUGGAGAUGGUAAAUCGGAACCGGAACCUCUGCGAAGUUGUCUCUAUAAGGUCAUCAUCGCUUGGACCGUCGGAGGGGAGGCGUUUUACUACCCCCCUUCUGCCGGGUAUUCACUCGGGACUGAUGACGACCCCGACUUUCUGAUCCUUCAAACCCAUUACAACAAUCUUUUUGCUAGAGCAGACAUCGUUGACAGUUCAGGCAUUCGAAUCACCAUGACUCCCACUCUUCGAACGCACGACGCCGGGCUCCUACUUCUUGGAAUGAGUGAGUCUCCGAUGCAUAUUAUUCCCCCCAUGGAACCAGCCUUCGUUUCCCAAGGGUUUUGUCCUCCAGAACUUCUCGGGAAGGGCGUACCACAAGAGGGUAUAAACGUAUUUGCGAUUCUACAGCAUUCCCAUCUUCUGGGCAAAGAAAUGAUAACACGUCUCUACCGAAAUGGUAGCGAACUCGAACCACUGGCUGUCGACAGACAUUAUGAUUUUGAUUAUCAGGACAUGCGCUACCUUUCGAAGGAGAGAAAGAUAUAUCCGGAUGACAAAGUCGAGGUGAAAUGCGUUUACGAUUCGAGCCACAAACAAAAUAUAACAUGGGGUGGAUUCUCUACACAGGAUGAGAUGUGCGAGUCAUUUCUUAUGUACUAUCCUCGUACGCACCUGGACAUCUGUUUUAGUCUGCCCCUGUAUAACACGAUAACUGACAAUGCUGAUCUACUGUUUCCUGUGCUCAAGUCAUGGAACUGGACCGAUCCGGCAGUUAGAGCUAACUUCCGGUCAGCGCUAGACAACUCGCUGUAUGACCAUUACCUCUUGGGAGACACUGACGCAUUUAAUGGAAACAUUACCAAAAUGGAGCACCCAACACAAAACCCGUAUGUAAAACCUCAGGAUACCAGAUGCCAGCAUUAGUCUGUUCCUUUCCCAUGCUUGAUUUUCUGAACUGAAAAAUAGUGAACAAUUGCAAAAGGGACACAUUUUUAAAAUUAUUUGAUUAUAAAGUGAUCUAUAAGUAAUAUAUGUAUUUUGGCGUGUGUGUGUACAUCUAUCAUCAUUUAUAAUAUUCAGAAUAUUCAGCUCCUGGUAAUUUAUGCAAUUGUAAUUAAAGGAAAUACAUUCGUUAUUCAUUUGCCGAAGUAUUUUCAUCAUUUGAACCUUUUCUCGAAAUGUAAAACAGAACCGUACGCGUUUGUAUGUUAUUAUCCUGAUUGAACCUUUCGUUAAGAGAAGGUAACACAUACCAGUGACGGAAGACUAGAAUUAUUUCUUUUGAAAUAACAAGGAUAAAUAUUCACAUCUCAAUUCUACACAAAUCACUUAUCAUUAUGCUGUUUUUACAGAGAAAAACGUUUCAAUAUUUUAAUUAAUCGAAACUUCUUUGCCUGUGAAUUACAGACAUUUGAUAAUAUCACAUUGCUUAUUCAAGGUAUUUGUAAUUAAGAAGAAAUACUGAAUCAUUUAAUGGACACAUGUAUGCUAUCUGGUAUGUUUGAUAUAUGAAAAAUGUUAAAGUUACGGACUAAUUUGUUUGCAAUGUCGAAGGCAAAGUAUACAUCUCACAGCACUAUAUUUAUACAUUGUAAAAAUAACACUUUAUAUAUACGUAUAUAAAUAACACUUCGUUGCUAACAUCUCAUAUUGGGUUAAUUCAUAUACGUGAUAAUUCCUCAAAAUUAGAAUCAGGCGAUCAUAAUCAAAACCAUCUAAAAGUGUCGAACCAAAUGCAUAUAAUAACAAACCUAAACUUUAUCACAACUCGCAAGCAAAUGUUCACAAAUACAGGUUGAUAAAGAUGACUAAAAAUUUGUAAAUAUCGUAACCAAAUAUGCUCAGAUCGUCUUCUUCGAGAACUACACUUCAUCAAGUAGAUUAACGUGGCCUUUAUUGGUAAAUAUAAAAGUAUAAAUAUCAGAGACACCAAACAGUGGUAUAUAAUAAAUGACGUAACAGUUGUAAAAUGGGUGUAGAGAACACUGUUUUUGCUAACUGGUUUUUAUAUCAAGGAUUGUGUAUUAUUGCCUUUAUUCAGUAACCUCCCCUUAACUUCCGUUUGGAUAUAAUGAAGUAGCACGUUGGAUCCAAGACUCUUCUAUUUACCGAUAGCGCAAUUGGUUAGAGCGGUGUUAUAUCAAUCUGAAGUCCAGUGCUGGAAUCUCGGUCUAGCCUUGUUGAUGCUAUUUAAUCUCAAAACACUGCUCUCAAUUUCACUUCGUUUUGUCGUUUAUAUGUUUUUCUCAUUAAAGCCGUGCAAGGUAUGUUAUUUUCAGAAAUAUUUUAUCAAAGCAGUAGUCAUGCCAGAAAAACAGCUUCCAAACAUUCGUUACAGUUCUUGGCAUUAGCUGGGGAUCAUUAAAUCACAUAACAAACUAAUUGUUAUAUUUCCGUAAGUAAAAGCAUAAUAAAUAAAAAAAAUCAGCACGUGGUUGUUGAUCACCAUGUUUUUGUUGAUUAUUUAGUGGUUGUAGUUCACCAAGUGGUUGUUGUUCAUCAGGUCGUUGUUGUUCAUUAAGUGGUCGUAGUUCACCAAGUGAUUGAUGUUCAUCAGGUUGCUGUAAUUUAAUUAAGUGUUUGUAGUUCACCAAGUUGUUGUUGUUCAUCAGGUUGUUGUUGUUCAUUUAGUGGUUG
Mizuhopecten yessoensis (Yesso scallop) is the source of this 5470-nucleotide messenger RNA. RefSeq lists its product as uncharacterized. NCBI's taxonomy places the organism in Eukaryota, Metazoa, Mollusca, Bivalvia, Pectinida, Pectinidae. The record is from RefSeq and is a predicted model, not a curated record. Gene Ontology annotation, molecular function: dopamine beta-monooxygenase activity; copper ion binding. Gene Ontology annotation, cellular component: secretory granule membrane. The coding region runs from base 95 to 3757 and encodes 1220 amino acids. The transcript has 24 exons. Gene Ontology annotation, biological process: norepinephrine biosynthetic process; octopamine biosynthetic process; dopamine catabolic process.